Euleptes europaea (tarantolino) is the source of this 1842-nucleotide messenger RNA. RefSeq names its product kelch-like protein 2. The record is from RefSeq and is a predicted model, not a curated record. NCBI's taxonomy places the organism in Eukaryota, Metazoa, Chordata, Lepidosauria, Squamata, Sphaerodactylidae. The transcript has 4 exons. Gene Ontology annotation, molecular function: protein binding. The coding region runs from base 1 to 1842 and encodes 613 amino acids.
AUGGAGGCCAACAGCAUCCAAACAGACACAUUAUCUCUGAAGAACCACAUUAUACAGGGGAUCAAGCAACUGUAUGAGAAUCAACAACUCUGUGACGUCACUCUAGUGGCCGAAGGAAGAAAGUUCCCUUGUCACAGGGCAAUCUUGGCUUCAGCCAGCCUCUACUUCCGGCGCAUGUUUGCAAGCUCCUUCAAAGAAUCCUGGGAACAGGAAAUUGUGCUCAGGGAGCUCUCUCCCUUCUCCCUCCAGACCCUCCUGGAUUAUGUCUACGCGGGAGAACUGGUCCUCAGUGCAGGACAGGCUGAAGAGCUGUUCACAGCAGCCAGCCGGCUUCAACUCAUGCCUGCGCUGCGAAUCAUCAGCAGAUUCCUCAAGGAGUGCAUUUCCAUGGAGAAUUGCCUGCGGUUUUACACACUGGCGUAUUCUCACAACCACCGUCCUCUCCUCCGCCCAACCUUCUCCUACGUUGCCUUCCAUUUUCAGCCCCUUUCAGAGAGCCUUGCUUUUCUCCUUCUUGACCUCAACACCCUGGUCAGCCUCAUCUCCUCAGAGAGCCUGGCGGUGGAGUCCGAGCUGACUGUGUACAGGGCCAUGCGCCGCUGGGUCAGGCACAAUCCCGGCGAGCGCCUCCCAAAACUUGCAGAACUGAUGGCUCACGUCCGCCUUCCUCUGAUGACCCCGGAAGAUCUUGCCGAAGUCCAGGGCGACAUGGAAGGAUCUGGCCAGCCUGUGCUGUUGCAGUGGGGGGAGCUCAACGAAGAAGAAAGGCUGAAGGCCAGCGGAGGGCUCCGGCAGGGCAUGUACCACGAAGGGGUGGUGUGUAUUGGGCUGCCCAAGUGGAGCGAGAUGAGUCCGGAGAACGUGGAGCUGGAUUCUCAUGUGCACUUUUUCGACCUUUCCACCGAACAAUGGGAGCAGCUGCCUGAUCUGAAAUCGCUUACCUUCCCCGGUUGCGCCUCCAGGGGCCACAAACUCUAUGUAGCUGGCGGAUGGUACUUAGACAAUUCCUGUUCAGACAAUCUGUUUGUAUAUGAUGCGCUGUGGGGUCGCUGGGCCCAGCUCCCCUCCAUGUCUACGGCUCGAGCUGGGCAUGCGUUCCACCUCUGCAACAAUAAGCUAUAUGCCGUGGCCGGCUGGGAUAAUACGGGAACCCUCGCAUCGGCUGAAUGUUUUGACUUGGAGCGAGAAGAAUGGGUUCCCAUCGCCGACCUGCCUUUCUCCUUGGCCUCCUUCGCCUCCACAAUGUUAAAGAGCAAACUGUACCUUAUUGGCGGAGAGACAAACAUGGGAGGCCCGGACAUGCCAAUCCCAUUCCGGGGAUUUCUGGUUUACAAUCUCGUAUCGGAAGCCUGGAGCCAGAUCCUCAUGGCAUUUGAAUUCUACGAGGCAAGCGCCAUUGCGUUGGACAACUGCAUUUUUGUCGUCGGGGGACUGUAUGAAGACAGCGCCCACGGAGGCCGCCGGUUCACUGGACGCUGUGCCUGCCUGCUCGAAGACGGCACGAUGAACCGAGAUGUUUGCAUCCCGCCUCUGCCCAUCGCCAUCUCUUAUCCGGGUGUCGCUCGCUGGCGGAAGAGGGUUUAUGUCUUUGGUGGGGACUGCAAUGGCUGCUGUUCCAGUGGUAUCCACUACUGGGAGCCGGGCCUCCAGAGCUGGACCCAGUGUGGAACAUGUUUGCCUGACCCCAAUUAUGGGGCGUUUGGAUUUGGUUGUGUGGAGCUCAAGGUGCCCCGGAAAAAAAUCCUCUCUGUGUUUCAAACAAGGUCUGCCACACCUCUGUCUCAGCCGGUGGCACACAGUGAGAUGCUAUGCUGCUGGCCUAACACAGUUUGCAAUAAUUAG